This is a messenger RNA of Otolemur garnettii (small-eared galago), 4020 nucleotides long. It is a transcript of the gene AFF2, whose product is annotated as AF4/FMR2 family member 2. Bases 46 to 3951 code for a protein of 1301 amino acids. Gene Ontology annotation, molecular function: G-quadruplex RNA binding. Gene Ontology annotation, biological process: regulation of RNA splicing. Lineage: Eukaryota; Metazoa; Chordata; Mammalia; Primates; Galagidae. The transcript has 21 exons. Gene Ontology annotation, cellular component: nuclear speck; nucleus. The record is from RefSeq and is a predicted model, not a curated record.
AGAGAGCAGGGACGCACGCCCGCCCGUCGCCGUCGCCUGGCCGCUAUGGAUCUAUUCGACUUUUUCAGGGACUGGGACUUGGAGCAGCAGUGUCACUAUGAACAAGACCGUAGUGCACUUAAAAAAAGGGAAUGGGAGCGGAGAAAUCAAGAAGUCCAGCAAGAAGACGAUCUCUUUUCUUCAGGCUUUGAUCUUUUUGGGGAGCCCUACAAGACAAACAAAGGUGAUGCACUUGCCAACCGAGUCCAGAACACGCUUGGAAACUAUGAUGAAAUGAAGGAUUUGCUAACUAACCAUUCUAAUCAGAAUCAUCUAGUGGGAAUUCCAAAGAAUUCUGUGCCCCAGACUCCCAUCAACAAAAACGAACCAAGCUUUUUUCCAGAACAAAAGAACCGAAUGAUCCCAGCUCACCAGGAUAAUACUCAUCCCUCUGCACCAAUGCUUCCACCUUCUGUCGUGAUACUGAAUUCGACUCUAAUACACAGCAACAGAAAAUCAAAACCGGAGUGGCCACGAGAUAGUCAUAAUCCUAGCACUGUACCAGCAAGCCAAGCUAGUAGUCAGCCAAACAAGAUGCAGACUUUGACCCAGGAUCAGCCUCAAACCAGACUGGAAGACUUCUUUGUCUACCCAGCUGAACAGCCCCAAAUUGGAGCAGUUGAAGAGUCAAACCCACCGGUGAAGGAAGACAGUAGCUUCAAGUCUAGUGGAGAAGAUGCUUUCAAAGAAAUCUUUCAGUCCAACUCACCAGAAGAAUCUGAAUUUACAGUGCAAGCGCCUGGGUCUCCCCUAGUGGCCUCCUCUUUAUUAGCUCCCAGCAGUGGCCUUUCAGUUCAAAACUUCCCACCAGGGCUCUACUGCAAAACAAGCAUGGGGCAGCAAAAGCCAACUGCGUAUGUGAGACCCAUGGAUGGGCAGGACCAGGCACCUGACAUCUCUCCAGCACUGAAACCUUCCAUUGAAUUCGAGAACAGCUUUGGGAAUCUGUCAUUUGGAUCACUCUUGGAUGGCAAACCCAGUGCAGCCAAUUCAAAGACUAAACUACCCAAGUUCACGAUCCUUCAAACAAGUGAAGUGAGCCUUCCCAGUGACCCAAGCUGUGUUGAAGAAAUCUUGCGGGAGAUGACCCAUUCCUGGCCUACUCCUCUCACUGGCAUACACACUUCUGGAAACUCUGAGCAGAAUACAUUUUUCAUCCCAGGACAGGAAUCCCAACAUCUGACCCCUGGAUUCACCUUACAAAAGUGGAGUGAUCCAACUAGCAGAGUGUCUACAAAGAUGCUUGAGGAUGAUCUGAAGUUGAGCAGCGAUGAGGAUGACUUUGAGCCUGUGAAGACCUUGACCACACAAUGUACUGCCACUGAGCUCUAUCAGGCUGUUGAGAAGGCAAAACCUAGGAACAAUCCUGUGAACUCACCCUUGACCACACCACAGCCCCCAUCUGCAGUGCAAGUCAGCGGGGGUUCCGGCAGUUCCAGUGAAUCAGAGAGCAGCUCCGAGUCCGACUCCGACACCGAAAGCAGCACCACUGACAGUGAAUCCAAUGAGGCCCCUCGUGCGGCUACUCCGGAGCCUGAGCCACCCGCAACCAACAAGUGGCAGCUGGAUAAAUGGCUUAACAAAGUGACAUCUCAGAAUAAGUCAUUUAUUUGUGGCCAAAAUGAGACACCCAUGGAGACGAUUUCUCUGCCUCCUCCUAUUGUCCAACCGAUGGAAGUCCAGAUCAAAGUGAAGACAAACCCCAACCAGAUCAUGGCUGAACCCAAAGAAAGGCCUCUCCUCAAUCUCAUUAGGGAGAAAGCCCGUCCGCGGCCCACCCAGAAAAUUCCAGAAACAAAGGCUUUGAAGCAUAAGUUGUCACCAGCUAUUGAAACAGCUUCUCAAAGGACAAUUGGGAAAAAACAGCCCAAAAAGGCUGAGAAGAGCACCAGCAUGGAUGACUUUUCCUGGCUCAAACCAAAUAUUACCAGCAGCACUCCCAAAGAAAAAGACAGCAUGGAGCUUCCUGACCCACCAAGAGGCCGCAACAAAGCUACUGUCCACAAACCAGUCCCUAGGAAAGAACCAAGGCCUAAUAUCACCUUGGCUGCUGAAAAGAAGAAGUACAGAGGGCCUGGCAAGAUUGUGCCAAAGUCCCGCGAAUUCAUUGAAACCGAUUCGUCUACAUCUGACUCCAGCACGGAUCAAGAGGAGACUCUGCAGAUCAAAGUUCUGCCUCCUUGCAUUACUCCUGGAGGUAAUACUGCGAAACCCAAGGAAACCGGUGGUGCCAACUUGACCCUCAGCAACUUCGUCAGCAGCAACGGCAACAGCAACAACUCAUCCAUCAACAACGAAGAACCAACGUUUUCACCCAUUUCUGCUACACCAAGUGAGCAUCUGUCCCCUGUACAAUCAGAUCAGGAGAAUCUGAAAAACCUAUGGGUGAAGAUCGACCUUGACUUACUCUCUAGAGUACCCGGCCACAACUCACUCCAAGCAGCACCUGCCAAGCCAGACCAUAAGGAAAUGGCCACAAAACCCAGGCGUCAGACUGCUGCUACAGUGGUGGAAAAACCGGCCCCUAAGGGCAAGCGUAAGUACAAGCCAGCAGAUAUUGCGGAGAAGAUUCCUGAGAAGAAGCAGCGCCUAGAGGAGGCCAACACAAUCUGCUUGCUCCCCCCUUGCAUCUCACCAGUGCCACCCCAGAAGCCUCCCAGCGCUAGAGAAAAUAAUUCAUCCAGGAGAACCAAUAGACGAAAGGAUGAAAAGCUAUUUCCUCCUCCACUUUCCCCACUGCCAGAGGACCCUCCACGCCGUAGAAAUGUCAGUGGCAAUACUGGUCAUUACAAUCAAGACAGAAACACCUCCACAACUGGACAUAGCACCUCUGGCAAACCUAAACGAAAUGAAGGCAAAUUCUGUUCUACUUUCAAAGGGAUAUCCACAAACGAGGGAGACACUCAAAAAAAGCCAGCCACCACUGUUUCUAUUACCAGCACUGCUAUUGCAACUGUCACUGCUACUGCUAUUGUCACAGCUACAGUGACAGCUACCGCAACAGCUACAGCAACGGUCACCACUACAACUACUACCACUACUAUUUCUACCAUCACCUCUACCAUCCCUACUGGCCUCAUGGAUAGCAAUCACCUAGAGAUGACAUCCUGGGCAUCCCUGCCCCUUCUGUCCAGUAGCAGCACUAACGUCCGGAGACCCAAGCUCACUUUUGAUGAUUCGGUUCACAACGCUGAUUAUUACAUGCAAGAAGCUAAGAGGCUGAAGCACAAGGCUGAUGCACUGUUCGAGAAAUUUGGCAAAGCUGUGAAUUAUGCUGAUGCUGCCCUGUCCUUCACCGAAUGUGGCAAUGCCAUGGAACGUGACCCUCUGGAAGCAAAGUCCCCAUAUACCAUGUAUUCUGAGACCGUGGAGCUCCUCAGGUAUGCAAUGAGGCUGAAGAACUUCGCAAGCCCCUUGGCUUCAGAUGGAGACAAAAAGCUGGCAGUUUUAUGCUACCGAUGCUUAUCGCUCCUCUACUUGAGGAUGUUUAAACUGAAGAAGGACCACGCUAUGAAGUACUCAAGAUCACUGAUGGAGUAUUUUAAGCAAAAUGCUUCAAAAGUCACCCAUAUACCAUCUCCGUGGGUUGGCAAUGGAAAGAACACUCCAUACCCAGUGUCUCUCAACAAUGUCUCUGCCAUCAAUGCAAUGGGGAACUGCAACAACGGCCCGGUCACCAUCCCUCAGCGUAUUCACCACAUGGCUGCCAGCCACGUCAACAUCACUAGCAACGUGUUACGGGGCUACGAACACUGGGAUAUGGCGGACAAACUGACGCGAGAGAACAGAGAAUUCUUUGGCGAUCUGGACACACUGAUGGGGCCUCUAACUCAGCACAGCAGCAUGACCAAUCUUGUCCGCUACGUUCGCCAGGGACUGUGUUGGCUGCGCAUCGACGCCCAUUUGUUGUAGUGGGUGUGCUCCUGUGUCCAGUGUCAUCCCCAUCACUCUACCUCUACCAGCACACCAAUGGUCACUGGU